AUGAGAUACACUUCCAUUAUUACCCUCGUAAUCCUUGCAUCGACGACUUUGAGUUCCGCCCAAUUUGAUGACAUGGGCCUUUCACAAAGCUGUAUGGAUGAAGCGCAAAAAUUAAUCGGUUCCCAAGAAAUCAACGCUUGCAUUCCAAUUUCAUCACUUGCUUCAUUAUUCACUGGUUCUCAAAAAGGAGACAAAGAGGCCGUCAUGAAAACUGUGGCCGAUUCAAUUUGUAGUCUUCCAAAAUGUUCCGAUAGCCUCAUAGCCUCAACUCAAAAAGAUUUCAGAGCUGCGUGUCAACAAGAUUUAAAAGCUAAUAAUGACGUUGUAACUUUGAUUGAUGUCGCAAUUUCUCUUUAUUCUCCGUCAAGAGAUUCCAUGUGCUUUAAGAAUUCUACGGAUGGUUAUUGUUUAAUUGAAAGUUAUACUGCUGCGAAACAAAUUUUUGAUAAUGCGCCAAAAGACCAGAGUCCCAUCCUUACUUUUGUUGGUGCACCAAAAGAGCAAGUUUGUACUCCUUGUAACAAGGCCAUUGCUAAUACUUUUAAUAACUAUCAAAAACAACAUCCUGAAGCAUUCACAGACAUUAAAGAUUAUAACGAUAAAGAUGUGGAAAAUGCCAAAAGUGCUUUAACCGGAAAAUGCGGGGAAUCUUUUCUAG
This is a messenger RNA of Funneliformis mosseae, 658 nucleotides long. The record is from the annotation of a GenBank genome assembly. Lineage: Eukaryota; Fungi; Glomeromycota; Glomeromycetes; Glomerales; Glomeraceae.